AAAUCAGUGAUAGCGGAAAUAACUAUUUGAUCAUGUAUUCCUUGACAGUCAAACCCUUCUUAAUACCUUAUUCUUCUUCUUCUUCAACCUCUACUUCCUCCUCUUCAAUUUCUCUCGCGUCCUUUCCAUCUCGCUCGCUCUCAUCAAUUUGCUUUCCCAGAGAUUUAAAGCACAGAGGAAGAUUUGGUCUCAGAGUUGAAGCAUAUGAUUCCUUCAAUAAUGACGCUUCCAACCCUACCAGUGCUGGCGACUCCAAACCCCCCAAUGGCACUUUGUCAAAGAGCAGGAGAGAAAUUUUACUGGAAUAUGUUAAGAACGUGCAGCCAGAAUUUAUGGAAUUGUUUGUGAAAAGAGCGCCUCAACAGGUUGUGGAUGCUAUGCGACAAACAGUGACAAACAUGAUUGGAACACUGCCCCCUCAAUUUUUUUCCGUAACAAUUACCACUGUAGCUGAAAACCUUGCACAGCUCAUGUACAGUGUCAUGAUGACUGGAUACAUGUUCAAGAAUGCGCAAUACCGUUUGGAGUUGCAAGAAAGUUUGGAAGAAGUUGUUGCCCUUCCGGAUGUGCAAGAUAAAAAGGAUGUGCCAGACUAUGCACCUGGGACACAAAAGAAUGUUUCAGGUGAAGUCAUUCGGUGGAACAAUGUUUCUGGGCCUGAAAAAAUAGAUGCUAAAAAGUACAUUGAAUUACUUGAGGCAGAGAUUGAGGAACUGAGUCGUCAAGUUGGGAGACAAUCUAGCAAUGCACAAAAUGAACUGUUGGAAUACCUCAAAUCUCUUGAGCCUCGAAAUUUGAAGGAGUUGACUAGUAGUGCUGGUGAGGACGUAGUGUUUGCUAUGAAUACAUUUAUAAAGCGCUUGCUGGCUGUUUCAGAUCCUAGCCAAAUGAAGACUAGCGUGACAGAGACUAGUGCAUCUGAACUUGCCAAGCUGCUUUAUUGGUUGAUGGUUGUUGGGUACAGCAUUCGCAAUAUUGAAGUUCGUUAUGACAUGGAAAGAGUACUUGGCACUCCCCCAAAGCUGGCUGAAUUGCCGCCAGGUGAAAAUGUUUAAGUAGUCAUGAAUAAAGUAGGUCAUCAAAGUACUUGUGUCCCCUAGUUGGGGCCAAGUGCCCUAAUUAGAUUUUGCACUUUUUUUUUUUUGGCUGGAAGGCCAGUCAUGACCUAAAAGAGAAAUCUGCAUUUUUCAGCGGCCUUGAAUGAUUUGUCUCCUCAUUAUUUAUAUAUCUGAUAAAACUUUUCUUUUGGGUACGAUGAAACUUAUUCACAUUUAUACUGACAAAGAUAUCAAGGUUGAUUCCCUGAAGAUGUGCAAUUUUUUUUUGGUUACUUUUUUGACAACCUGAACUGUAGUGACUUUUUUAAAGACAUCAGUGAUUGCUGGUUCAUUUUACACUAUUUUCAUACUCGCUAGAAUACAUCAAUGUAUUGAACA
Molecule: messenger RNA, 1436 nt
Organism: Cajanus cajan (pigeon pea)
Lineage: Eukaryota; Viridiplantae; Streptophyta; Magnoliopsida; Fabales; Fabaceae
Source: RefSeq, a predicted model, not a curated record